UCCACUACUUCUGUCCUCUGAUUAUUGGCUUCCUGGACACCCUCCCAAACAACAAUCUUCCACCUGCUGGCUCUCUAUAACAUUCGUCACCUUGCUGAUCCUCGACCUGCCCAAAGCAUAGGUCGCGAGCAUCUGGCCUUGCAGGAUCUUCCCUACCAUCGCAAGCCCGAAUUUCGCAUUCCCCGAGACAAUCGAGCCAGGUCUACCAAUCGAAGCUCUCGAGCUCUCGCCUGCCCUCAAUUGGAAGCUCGCAAAGAGUCCUUGCAGGCCUGCCGAAGAACGACCAGGAAGCUCCAUUCACUGCUUUGAGGCCGAAUCAGAUCAGGCCAAGACGCCGCACUAUACUAAGCAGCAUCAGCAGCAGCAGCCAGCCAGACCCUUUGAGAGUUCGACCACUCGUGUAGCGGAGGGAACAGACGAAGAUGGCACAUGAGCCUACAUAUGAUGAUUACGUGGAGAGGAUUCACUACUCGGAGAAGUACACCGACGACAAGUGGGAAUACCGCCAUGUUAUCCUGCCCAAGCCCCUGCUCAAGAUGAUUCCCAAGACGUACUUUGACCCCGAUGAGCCUGGAGUGUUGAGGAUUCUGACCGAUCAGGAGUGGAGGAGUAUUGGAAUCACGCAAAGUCUGGGAUGGGAGCAUUAUGAGGUCCAUGCACCGGAACCGCAUAUCCUCUUGUUCCGCAGAGAAAAGGACUUCCAAGACAAGUAUGGCGCAGGUGGGAAGAGGUGAAAUGAAAAGUGGACAAAGGGCUCACGGGAAGAGGCAAGCGCGUAGCUCGUACUUAGAGUACUUUAAUCGACUAUCGUUUCUGGGAGGCCAUCCUCACUAAUGAAAGUAGAUCAGCAGCAGACGUGCAACAAGGGAGACGAGAAGUGAGAUGAAUUACAGAAGUGCAUGGUGACAAGAGGUAUACAGAGGUAAUGGUUCGCGCAAAGACUGUCUUCUCCCCACCAAACUCAAGGUCUGCCCUCUGGAUUUGCAGGACUCAAGCUCAUCCGAUUCCUCCGUGCAUCCGCCUCGUUCCUAUCUAGACUUUCACUCCUUGAUCUCG
Messenger RNA from Microstroma glucosiphilum, 1056 nucleotides. RefSeq names its product CKS-domain-containing protein. The transcript is spliced from 4 exons. NCBI's taxonomy places the organism in Eukaryota, Fungi, Basidiomycota, Exobasidiomycetes, Microstromatales, Microstromataceae. Gene Ontology annotation, cellular component: cyclin-dependent protein kinase holoenzyme complex; SCF ubiquitin ligase complex. The coding region runs from base 423 to 734 and encodes 103 amino acids. Gene Ontology annotation, molecular function: histone binding; protein kinase binding; cyclin-dependent protein serine/threonine kinase activator activity. Gene Ontology annotation, biological process: regulation of mitotic cell cycle. The record is from RefSeq and is a predicted model, not a curated record.